Messenger RNA from Aphanomyces astaci, 831 nucleotides. RefSeq lists its product as hypothetical. Bases 1 to 831 code for a protein of 276 amino acids. Lineage: Eukaryota; Oomycota; Saprolegniomycetes; Saprolegniales; Verrucalvaceae. The record is from RefSeq and is a predicted model, not a curated record. The transcript has 4 exons.
AUGGAAGAUGAACUGCGUAACGACGUGUCAACCCGACAGCAAUCCAUAACGGUGCAGGACCUACGAGACAAUCGUUUAGCGGAGGGCUCCAAGAAGGGCUACCUCAGUGGUGUACGGCAAGUUGUCCCCUGGCUUCGUGAGUCCGGUCGUUCCGGCACUAAAAACCCAGAUGGGUCCAUCAACCUCGACAUUUUAGCUACCGAUCAGCCAUCAAGGACUACUACAGCAGGCAAAAUGUGGCCCUUCCGGCUGGUUUCGUCACUGAUGCCACUGCAAUCUAUCAAGACCCAAACGGGGACCAUAAAGCCGGGUGGAAAACAGCCACUCAGGUACCACCAGUACCAAGAACUGUGUCGUGCAAGUCUUACCAAGCUAGGCGCUGGGUUCACGCAUUUGUUCCUCACCUUGUCUUGGAACUUGAUGUGUCGAUCACGAUCGACGGAGAACGUUCGCGUCGACCACCUCUCCGAUGAAGGGGACUCCAUCGACAACGUCGCGUCAGCGCCAUACCCUUCUGGCGAUUAUUGCUUCGAACGAUUGCCUGCUGUGGUUAUUACCAGUAAUCGAAUCCGGGUGCACCACGACGAAGCACUGUGCAUUUUACUGGGACGGUUGGCCUUUCCAGUCCGGUUCCACACAAUGUCGAGGACCUUUGGCCGUUCGCGUUCGUCAUUGUGUGAAAUUUUCCUGCACGUGGUCAACUACCUAUACGAGCGUUGGGGGUCGUUGCUGUUCUUCAAAAAACAAAAAAAUAUCAACCGGUACUGUGCUGCUGUUGCGUCCAAGGGUGCCCCACUGUCCAACGUUUUUGGAUUCAUCGACGGCACCUAA